GCUGCUUUCCCCGCAUUUCCGGCCUGCUGAGCAGUGAAAUGGUAGCUGGCAGGAGUGAGGAGGUUUUCUGUCCACGGCGCCCUUGAACUUCUGUGUCCCAGCCUGGAGACACCGAUGGUGCCGUAGCCGAGCUGAGCUUUUACAGGUUCUAUAAGUUCGGGAGGAGGGGAAGAAGAGCGAAUACCGAGAGCGGACUGACAGCCGACAUCCCGGCGGCGGCUGGUGCUGAGCAUGGCGAUGGAGGGCUCCAAGUCCUCCAGCUCCACCAUGCAGGUGAGCUUUGUGUGUCAGCGCUGCAGCCAGCCUCUCAAACUGGACACGUCAUUCAACGUGCUGGAUCGAGUGACCAUCCAGGAACUCAUAGCUCCAUUGGUGACAGUGGCACAGGGAAACCAGGUGGAGAGCAAUGAGGAGAGCACAACGGAGGAAACUUUUGUGGAAAACAAACAAGACGGAGUGGCAAGAAAGUACAUCCCUCCAGCACGGAUGAUGUCCACAGAAAGCGCCAAUAGCUUCACUCUGAUCGGAGAGGCGUCUGAUGGAGGCACCAUGGAGAACCUGAGUCGCAGGCUGAAGGUGACGAGCGACCUCUUUGACAUCAUGUCAGGGCAGACGGACGUGGACCACCCUCUGUGCGAAGAGUGCACGGACACUCUGCUGGACCACCUUGACACUCAGCUCAACAUCACUGAGAAUGAGUGCCAAAAUUAUAAGAGCUGCCUGGAGCUGCUCUCCCAGCUGCGUGAGGAGGAGGAGGACACCCUGCUGGCAGAGCUGCAGCAACUGAAGGAGGAGGAGGAGUCACUGAUCCAGCAGCUGGAGGCCAUCGAGGAGCAGAGGGAGGCCGUGGCCGUCGACCUCGCUCAGUGCCGCAAGCACACGCAGCAGCUUGACAGGGAGGAGCUCCAGUACCAGAAGGAGUACAGCGAGUUCAAACGGCAGCAGCUGGAGCUCGACGACGAGCUGAAGAGCGCCGACAACCAGAUGCGCUACGCCCAGAUCCAGCUGGACCGGCUCAAAAAAACCAAUGUUUUCAAUGCCACCUUCCACAUCUGGCACAGCGGCCAGUUUGGGACGAUCAACAACUUCCGCCUGGGCCGCCUGCCCAGUGUGCCGGUCGAGUGGCACGAGAUCAACGCGGCAUGGGGUCAGACGGUGCUGCUGCUGCACGCGCUCGCCAACAAGAUGGGGCUGCGCUUCCAGAGGUACCGCCUCGUUCCAUAUGGAAACCACUCGUACCUGGAGUCUCUGACGGACAAGUCCAAGCUCUUUCUCGCUGUCAAGGAGAUGCCGCUCUACUGCUCCGGAGGCCUACGCUUCUUCUGGGACAACAAGUUCGACCACGCUAUGGUGGCCUUCCUCGACUGCGUGCAGCAGUUCAAGGAGGAGGUGGAGAAGGGUGACACGGGCUUCUGCCUGCCAUACAGGAUGGAUGUGGAGAAGGGCAAGAUCGAGGACACGGGGGGCAGUGGUGGCUCGUACUCAAUCAAGACACAGUUCAACUCGGAGGAGCAGUGGACCAAAGCGCUCAAGUUCAUGCUGACCAACCUCAAGUGGGGUCUCGCCUGGGUCUCCUCCCAGUUCUAUAAUAAGUGAGCUCAGCAACGGUCCAGUGGGCUCUGGGACGGUCAACACAACCAUGCUUCGCUAGAUCGGCACUGGCCCUUUGUCUGCAAUCGUUUGUGGAUCUUAGACCCUCACUUAGCCCUUUGUACUUAGGAUGAUGGUGUGAUACCAUGUUCUGUGAGCUCUCAUUUGUAUAUAAUAGUUUUCGAUCAUUAUCAGUCUUUUACUAACACUUUUGCAAGCAGCAACCUAAUGUAAAAAUAAUUUGAGUUCAGGAUCUCAUGCUGGUUGUUCUUGAGAAUUGCUCUAACUAAGGUAGAAUUUACUGUCCUUAGUUCCACAUUAAACUUUAUCAGCUCUUGUGGGUGAGGGCAGUGUAACUUAUGGUCAUAUACAUGCAGUAUGAACAUUACCUUUCCUCCUACAGUAAUGUACCACACUUCUGCAUGGUGAUGUGCAUCUGCGUAUGCGUGGAGGUAACGGGUGAGCGGGCCACACGUUCCCAGCUCAAGUUAAGAUGCCCUUGUGCUGCUGUUGUACCUUGGACAGGGUACCUAGCACCAACAUCCCCAGGGAGGUAGCUGUAUACAUGGAUUAAAUACAGUAAACUUGAGUAGAAACAUCAGCUCAGUAACAGUAUUGAGGGUAUUUCUUGUUCGCUCCUCAGGACUCUGCAGCAAAGGGUUACCACGGUACCCCAUUGGACCUACACUUGUUUUAGUCUCAUUUGUACCAUAGAACAUGUUGCAGUUGUCACUGCUAUACAUAAGAGUACCUUUUUAGUUUUCAACUGAUACAGUUUCAUCUGGAAACAACUGCUGGUGUAGUGGUUGGACCCACAGAACCGCUUCUGGGGGCUGGGCCUCCCCCCCCGGUCCUGCCUUUCUGGGGCCUGAAUGGCUGCAACUUCUACACCCAGAGUUUUCCUGGCUCUUCACUAUGGUGACUGUGAGUGCAGCGUAAAGUGGGGUCUAACAGUACUGCAUUAACAGGUACAGUCAUAGGACAUUUUGACCAAAUCCAGAACAGCAGGGAGGGUGAGCUGAGUGUUGGAUGGGCUCUUUGUGACAGUGAAGUGCAGAGAUGGGGGGGAAGACACCUUUAGGGUCCUGUGUGCGGUCAUGACUUCCUCGAUGCCCUCGGCACCUGUGCGGCGGGU
This is a messenger RNA of Scleropages formosus (Asian bonytongue), 2725 nucleotides long. It is a transcript of the gene becn1, whose product is annotated as beclin 1, autophagy related. The record is from RefSeq and is a predicted model, not a curated record. Gene Ontology annotation, cellular component: phosphatidylinositol 3-kinase complex, class III, type II; phosphatidylinositol 3-kinase complex, class III, type I; phagophore assembly site. Lineage: Eukaryota; Metazoa; Chordata; Actinopteri; Osteoglossiformes; Osteoglossidae. Gene Ontology annotation, biological process: cellular response to nitrogen starvation; late endosome to vacuole transport; mitophagy. The transcript is spliced from 12 exons. Gene Ontology annotation, molecular function: phosphatidylinositol 3-kinase binding; protein-macromolecule adaptor activity. Bases 232 to 1596 code for a protein of 454 amino acids.